Durio zibethinus is the source of this 1040-nucleotide messenger RNA. RefSeq names its product large ribosomal subunit protein eL24-like. NCBI's taxonomy places the organism in Eukaryota, Viridiplantae, Streptophyta, Magnoliopsida, Malvales, Malvaceae. The record is from RefSeq and is a predicted model, not a curated record. Gene Ontology annotation, molecular function: structural constituent of ribosome; mRNA binding. Gene Ontology annotation, cellular component: cytosolic large ribosomal subunit. Gene Ontology annotation, biological process: cytoplasmic translation.
GCUUGCUUCCAACUUUGGGGGUGUCAAAUAGGGGUUAUGCGAGGAAAAUAAGCGGCCAAGGCAACCACAACGUCAACAACAGCCACCAUGGUUCUCAAGACUGAACUCUGCCGCUUUAGUGGUGCAAAGAUAUGCCCUGGUAAGGGUAUCGGAUUUGUUAGAUCUGAUUCUCAGGUCUUCCUGUUUGCAAACUCGAAAUGCAAGAGGUACUUCCACAACAGACUGAAGCCUUCGAAGCUUACUUGGACAGCUAUGUACAGAAAGCAACAUAAGAAGGAUAUAGCCGCAGAAGCUGUGAAAAAAAGGCGUCGUACUACUAAGAAACCUUAUUCUAGGUCCAUUGUUGGAGCUACAUUGGAGAUAAUCCAGAAAAAGAGAACUGAGAAACCUGAAGUGCGAGAUGCUGCCAGGGAAGCUGCUCUUCGUGAAAUCAAGGAGAGGAUCAAGAAGACUAAGGAUGAGAAGAAGGCGAAGAAAGCAGAACUAUUAAACAGAAAUAGUUUAAUACCUGAUCUCCACCAUUUAGAAUAUAGAUUAUUGAAUCGUGAAUGUGCUGAUAAAAUUUCAACUUAAAUCAAACCAUAGAUUGAUGUCUAUAGAACUAACAACUCUCUUUUCUCCUUUUUCUCUCUAUCUUUUUUGGUUCCUUUUUCUUUUUCGGUUUUCAUCACCACUCUUUCAUGCCAAAAACACAGCCCCACAGUUUUAUUAUGCAGGACUCUAUUUCGGUUAAAAACAAAUGGUUUUGGUUUUUAAUUGGUCAAAACCAAAAGCAUAGGGUUAGACCUCGUAUAACAAUCUUCUCCUCUAACCACAUUAAGAGGAGAUUUAUCAUCAUAGCAGUUUCAUUUAGAACUUAUCUUGGUCAAAUAAUUCAUUCCGAUUAAGUUAUUGCAGAGUUCAAGCUUUUCUCUGGAAAGUGUUUAGUUAACAUAUCUGUUACAUUCUUAUCAGUAUGAAAUUUCUUUAACUACAUUUAUUGCUCCUCAAUUACCAAAUAUAGCUAGUGAUAUUUAAUAUCAAUAUGCUUUAUUUUAGCA